This is a messenger RNA of Moneuplotes crassus, 706 nucleotides long. Lineage: Eukaryota; Ciliophora; Spirotrichea; Euplotida; Euplotidae. The record is from the annotation of a GenBank genome assembly.
AUUAAUUCAAAUGGAUUAUUCUGUCAAUAACCCGCAAUUUGAUGACUUCCUAAAGUUUGAUGACCAGUUACUCAAAAUGCAGGCCCAGCUUGAGAAGCAAGCACAACAAUUUGGCUUCGAAAAUGAUAACUUUAUUAAAGAUCAACUCCCAAAUCUUGAGAAGAAGUAUGGCCCAGCAAUCUUGGGUGAUGAUGAUGGUGAGGAUGAGAUGCCACCUACCCCCGAUGCUCUUCCUACACAGAUAAAAACCAAGGCGAUGGAUAAUGAGCAUCCUAAUGUAUCGAAAAGUAAGACUAAAGGAAUCAAGAAAAUUAAUAAAACCUCGGCUGUCAAGAAAAAGAAAGAACCAAAGGUAAAUGACGAUCUCUUUCAGACCCAGAAAUAUGAGGUUGCCACCAAAGCUACCACUUAUAAAGAUAUGAAGGAGACUAGGUAUAAUGCUUUGCCCACUUUCACCAUGCCUAAAGAGGAGCCUUUGGCUAUGAAAUCUACAAAGGCUCCAAAAGUAGGCUCUAAAUACAAAAAGUCAAUGAUCGAUUCAAUCCCUCAAUUUGGAGAUCUUUACGAUGAAACUUUUUAUGAGACUCAGUACAAGGACGAGAUAGAGAUCAAGCCAAAGCAUAUCAGCGGGUGUGAUGGAGACAAUCAGUUCCAGAAGUUCUACUACAAACAUUUCACCAAGGAAUAUUCCCAAUGAUUUAUGUAA